Molecule: messenger RNA, 3596 nt
Organism: Gadus chalcogrammus (walleye pollock)
Lineage: Eukaryota; Metazoa; Chordata; Actinopteri; Gadiformes; Gadidae
Gene: d2hgdh
Product: D-2-hydroxyglutarate dehydrogenase
Exons: 9
Coding region: 469-2082 (537 amino acids)
Cellular component (GO): mitochondrion
Molecular function (GO): catalytic activity; FAD binding
Source: RefSeq, a predicted model, not a curated record
CACCCAAUAGCAUUGAAGUAAACACUGAAGAACUCAAGACCAGCAUGGACGACAAUUUUACUCUGUUCCGUCCUUGAACCCAGACACCUAUAUGAAGGAAGAUUAGGGCUGUUGGGAAUAGUGCAAUUUACACCGCACAGUAGAUUAGCUAUGGUAGCUAACGCUAUAUUGGUUUGAGAUACAUUAUGGUAGCUAACGCUAUGCUAUAGUGGUUCAAGAUCACAGCGCUGAUGAUCAACAGAUACUCAUCUGCAAGGCGCACCGUGUACACUGGAAGUCAUUGAUUGACGUGCGUUCAAACCACAGCCACUAAUCGUGCACAAAUGUGACAUGUUAAGACUUUGUCACAACGGCUACCGCUGUCUUGCAGCAUCGUGUUAAUAAGUCUCCAGGUGAAUGCGUUUCGCGUCUUGCAGGAACCACGAGAACGACCGAACAGCCUAAUAGUUACACAUACACGGGUCCGACAUGGACGUUGCUCUGCGAAGAGGUUGGAGUCUUAAGACCGCCUUCCCUUUCAUGAUCUCUCGUAGAACUUUGUCGUUGUUUUGGAGAUGUGGCGCCGGUACACCCUGGCCGCCAGCUCCCACAGGGCGACGGGGGGCAGCGGCGCCCCGCCGACCCGCACACUCCGGGGCGAGCGAGGGCACGGAGCGGUCUCCCGGUGCAGCCCCGGAGAGACUACCCUUUUCACGGUUGUCUCAGGAGGAUUUGGCGUUCUUCAGGGAAACACUCCCGGGCGGAGCCAUCACGGAUCCAGACUUACUGGAGGCCCACAACGUAGAUUGGCUCAAAUCCGUUAAAGGUGAAGGUGAACUGUUGCUCAGACCUCAGACCACGGCGCAAGUAUCUGAAAUACUGAGAUACUGUAACGACCGCAACCUGGCGGUGAAUCCCCAGGGGGGCAACACGGGUCUGGUGGGAGGCAGCGUCCCCGUCUAUGAUGAGAUCAUCCUCUCCACAGCGUUACUGAACAACAUCCUGACCUUUGACCCCGUCUCCGGUAUCCUGACGUGCCAGGCGGGCUGUGUGUUGGAGGGUCUCUCGGGUUACCUGGAGGAGCAGGACUUCAUCAUGCCCCUGGACCUGGGUGCGAAGGGCAGCUGUCACAUCGGGGGCAACGUGGCCACCAACGCCGGGGGGCUCCGCCUGCUGCGCUACGGCUCCCUGCGGGGGACGGUGCUGGGCCUGGAAGUGGUGCUGGCAGACGGCCGGGUGCUGGACUGUCUGUCCACUCUGAGGAAGGACAACACAGGAUAUGACCUCAAGCAGCUGUUCAUCGGUUCGGAGGGCACGCUGGGCGUCAUCACCGCCGUGUCCGUCCUGUGUCCGCGGAAACCCAGCGCCGUCCACGUGGCCUUCCUGGGCUGCCAGACCUUUGAGCAGCUGCUGGGAACCUUCAAGCUCUGCAAAGGCAUGCUGGGAGAGAUCCUGUCAGCCUUUGAAUUCCUGGACGCAGCGUGCAUGGGGCUGCUGAACACACACCUGAAACUGCCCAACCCCAUCACAGACUGCCCCUUCUACAUCGUCAUAGAGACGUCGGGGUCCAACUCCGCCCACGACGAGGAGAAGCUCCACAGCUUCCUGGAGGAGGCCAUGACCUCAUCGCUGGUCACUGACGGGACGGUGGCGAGCGACGACACGAAGGUCAAGGCGCUGUGGUCGAUGCGUGAGCGCGUGACGGAGGCCCUGACCCACGACGGCUACACCUACAAGUACGACGUGUCGCUCCCCGUGGAGGGCCUCUACCAGCUGGUCACGGCCACCCGGGACCACCUGGGGAGCCGCGCCAAGAACGUGGUGGGCUACGGACACGUGGGCGACGGUAACCUUCACCUGAACAUCACCGCGUCGGGGCCGGACCCCUCCCUGCAGGGGGCCAUCGAGCCCUUCGUGUACGGCUGGACGGCGCGGGUCCGGGGCAGCGUGAGCGCCGAGCACGGCCUGGGCCUGAAGAAGAGGAACUACAUCUACUACAGCAAGCCCCGCCCCGCCGUGGCCCUCAUGGGACACAUCAAGACCCUGAUGGACCCCCGGGGAAUCCUCAACCCCUACAAGACCCUCCCCGACGACCUGGACUGAGGGGGGGGCUGUCCGCUGGUGGUGGGGGAGUGUCGGGGGCUGGAUGAGGAGGGUCAUGUGUGUGCACGGAGGUGCAGACAUAUCUGUAUUCAUGUGGUAUGCAUUUGCCAUAUUGAAGACUUGAUUGUAUUUACUGGGUUAUUUCUGUGUGUGUGUGUGUGUGUGUGUGUGUGUGUGUGUGUGUGUGUGUGUGUGUGUGUGUGUGUGUGUGUGUGUGUGUGUGUGUGUGUGUGUGUGUGUGUGUGUGUGUGUGUGUGUGUGUGUGUGUGUGUGUGUGUGUGUGUGUGAUGGCUGGUUUAAGCAGCCUCGCCUGGCCCAGUCUGUUUGGACUCUUGGGCUGGGUGAGGCACGUUGAGUAAUCAGUGUGAAACUUGUUUAAACCCGCCGCCGCCUGCACACAAACACGCACUCGAGGUAGAGCUCUCCUGCAUGGCAGUGGAGCACCAGGUCAUGGUCAUUUACUGCAACUUCUACCAUGAACCGGAUUUCAACACCAACGCCCUGCUGUUUCCAGGAGCUCAGAAAGGCCAACUAGGUGGUGGUAGCAGCAGCAACCUUGUAAGGAGGAAUGUGUUUUAAGGUGCAAUCAAUUGUAUGUAUUUUUUACAGACACUCCAAAUUGUAGCUUGAUCUGUUCCCCUCAAGAUUAUAAUCAUUUGUGAAUCCAUAGCUCAUCGACUGUAGAUCAAGGUGGAGUUGUAAUCCGUUUGUACUACCUCUACUAGAGCCGAUGGUUUAACCAUCGUGACGGCUUUAGAAACCUGAAAGUGUGCAUCAACGUGUAACAGUGCAGUAAAUGUUUUAUUAUUACAUAUAAAAAAAAAAAUCAAAGCAACAACACAGCGGACGUCUUGUGAACUUUAUCUGGAAGCCGUCGGUGUGAACGUCGGGUAGAGCGGGGUCGUCUGGAGACCACGCCCGUACUGCAAGGCAUGAUGGGAGAAAAGGGACGCGGGCGACAGGUGCCCUGACGGACAUAUUCUCCUUUCCUGGCUCCUCACCUCCUGUUCCCUCGGCAGUAGACGGCAGGAAACAUACAUAGCAGCUCUUGGUAAUGAUGUGACGGAUGAUUUCUAUAUCAUUAUACUGUUAAUAUAAUAACUAUAAUAAUAAUUGUAUUUUGCCGGUCCUUCCAUCCACUCGACCGCCCAGAGAAGCAGAGAUCUGUACAUGGCGUCUCUUCCAAAUCGGCCAACGUGUUCAGUGCGUGUUUCCCUACUUUACGACUUCAUUAUUUAUAGCUAAUUAAUAGCUCGAUGUAGAGUAUUCCCAUGUGUACAGUCCCUUAAACACAGGCUACAAACCAGGAGUACAUAUCAGUAGUGUGCUGCUAGUAGUAGUAUACGUAGUACAUAAACAUAUUUCAAAAUUGUACUUUGAUUCUGGUGUGUGUGUGUGUGUGUGUGUGUGUGUGUGUGUGUGUGUGUGUGUUCGAUAAGGCUAAAACCAUUGACCUGAUUGUCUUUGAGCGGGAUAUCCCGACAGCAUGUGAAAUAAAAGAAAAACAUAAAAGA